This is a messenger RNA of Trypanosoma conorhini, 2046 nucleotides long. RefSeq lists its product as uncharacterized. Gene Ontology annotation, molecular function: protein binding. Bases 1 to 2046 code for a protein of 681 amino acids. The transcript has a single exon. NCBI's taxonomy places the organism in Eukaryota, Euglenozoa, Kinetoplastea, Trypanosomatida, Trypanosomatidae. The record is from RefSeq and is a predicted model, not a curated record.
AUGCUUUGCUGCUGGGGUCUCAGGCUGAGCAAAUCCCGUCGCGAUGGUGUCCCCGAUGUGGGGAAGUUGCUUUAUGGCAAGCGAAAGAAUGCCAUUCACACAGCAAGCAAGGCGAAACCGUCUGUGGUGGGGAUGCUGAUGCAAGCGCCCGAGUCGGAAUUGCGCCAGGCGGCUUGGCGAGCCGCAAAGGUGAAGGAACUCAACCAGUCAACUCUCUCGGAGGUGCUAAAAAAAUAUCGCGCCGUCAAUCGCCUUGACCGCUCAGAGGUGGUGGUUGCGGUGGCCGACGAGGUUCAUCUAGGGCUGACAUCUUCACAGUACUGCACCUUGAUAGCGCAUGCCAACGACAACAAGGACUACCAGGCUGCCAUGCGCUACUGGGAACGUGCAUGCAGUGAAAAGAAGGCCAACGAAAAGGUACACGGAGCUCUUCUCGCCGCGUACCGUGGCGCGAGUCGUUGGAAGGACGCUGUGCGGCACUACAAUUCUAUGCUCGAAGAUAAUAUGCCAUUUGAUCCAUAUGCGCUUCAUACCGUUAUGAAUGCUUGUCGAAGGGGAGACGCUUGCGAUGUGGCAAUCUCAACCUUCUACAAGGCGGUUAGCUCAGGGGGUUCUCCCAACAGUGCCGUGUACCUCGAGCUUCUGCGCUGCAUGCAGCAGUUGCGGCAGCCUAGCCAGUGGAAAAUGAGCCUCGACGUCCUUCGUUCCAUUGAGGGAAAAGUGGAUCUAACCGCCGGUCACUUCAACGCCGCGAUGGCGACGAUGGGCGGGGCUCUCUGGACCAAAGGUGUGGAGUUGUUUCAGACGAUGAAGGCGAAAAAUGUGCAGCCUAGCAAGGAGACAUUGUCAACGUUGGUUUCGCUCAAUCCGAACAACCUCACUCACACAGUGCAGUGCGUCGCCGAGGCUCACACGCUUGGGAUGCCGGUAACCGACGCCAUGUACCGUGCGGUUCUUGCAAACUUGUUUCGCAUGAAACUUGAUCACGAGGCGGUGCGGUUUGUCGAGCGGGAGUUUGCUAGGUGCAGCGAGGACGUCGGCAACCCUGUGAAUGCGCCGCUCUCACUAAGCCUUGCCAUCAUUGACAGUCUUUUGGCGCACAACAAACCUCAGCAGGCACUGUUGUUUUUCUUCACAUUUGAGACGAGGUUAGGCAACGUGGUGGGAGCUGCCACUCGUGGGCUUGGCACGGUUGGGCUCCGCUCACAACGGUGGAUUGUUCAGGGGCGCGUGGCUGUCGUCGACCACAACGUCCUUCUUAACCCACGCUGUGAAUCUCUUCUUUCCCACUACGACUCCAUACUUGUGCCAUUUUCGUCGAUCCGGCUGCUUGUGCGUCGGGUGCGGGAGUUAGUCGGCACGGUGAAGGGGCGCUACACGAAGCUGAGGCUGAAUUGGCUGCAGAAGCUCACGGCGGACCCGACAACCCCGCUGCGUGUCUUGCCGAUUGCGCACCAACUCACCGCCCACACGUACAUCCUCGAUGGACCCGUCACCUCCGAGUCGUUCGAGUGUUUGCGCGAGACGGCACAGGAAGAGAAGGCCGAGGCGGCGCAACAAGAAGGGAGCCGCACAGCGCCGCUGUUAAUUCGCAAAAGGGAUACGCUCUUCUCUGCCACUGAUUCUCUGACUCCGUUUCCUGGAGGGGAGCUCAAGGAAGGGGUCGUUGGGAAGCCAGCUGAGUCCACCCUCGCCAGCGGCAGGGGUGAUAGUAGUCCGUUCGUUCUGAACAAUCCAGACCGCAUGAGCGCCCCGGAGCGUGUGCUUGCCGUGGCGGUGAUGCUCAAGGCACUAAACCCUGAUGCUAGCGUGCAUGUUCUCUCACCAAACCCCGUGCAGCUGCAGGUGGUGGAGAAGUGGAACCAAACGCAUUCCCUCACACCCUUGACGAUGGUUCGCUACCCUGAGGAGGUGGCUGCAAAGGCACCUGCCGAACAGCAGCAGCUGCCGAUUGACCCAUGUAAGACGACUGCGCCCGGAGAAGAAACUGCAGACUCUGUUCGAACGCUGCGGCAGGAACGAAGGCCGCUCUUUGUCCCUUCGUGA